This is a messenger RNA of Arvicanthis niloticus (Nile rat), 2283 nucleotides long. The record is from RefSeq and is a predicted model, not a curated record. NCBI's taxonomy places the organism in Eukaryota, Metazoa, Chordata, Mammalia, Rodentia, Muridae.
AUGGACAAGCAGUGGUUUCCUGCAGCUGGAAUUCUCUUGGCUGCUUUCCUAGAAGUCUCAGCUUCUACCUUGACCCUUCUCUCUACUAUUGAAGACCCUAAGCAGUUUCCCCCAGUGCCUGGUACAUCAGCUCAGCAAAGUAACAGCAUUCUACUGGGCAUCCUGACAGACAUCACUGGUGAAAUCAACUCAGUUGAGAGGGAAUCGGAGGACCUGGGGAGGAGGGCAGGAGACUCUUCUACAGAAGGGGGGGGGGGUGGUCAGGAGUCUCCCCCAAUGCCUGACCCCUCAGGUAGGGUCAUACCUGAACCAAUUCCCUCAACCCUGACCACAUCUGCAUCCUACAUGGCUGUUGACUCUCAGCCAGUGUCCUCUGAGGUUGAUCCUGUAGAGAAAAUCUUGGCCCUUGGAACUCUAGAAACAAUUACUAUGUCACCACCACUGCCUUCUCCCGUACAUGGAUCUAAGCCGAAGUUCAACAAGGCCUUCAGGUUGUGUGGGACAGUUCCUGCCUCUGCAACACUGGAGAAAAGUGUUGCAUCUAAACCAACAGGGCAUUUAAGUAAAGCUUCCCCUUCCCCUAUAGUCUCUAGACCUCCAUGCCUGCUAUGGCAUAUCCCCAAUCCCACUGUCCAGAUACCAGUGCCCGCAUGGAGGAGGGAUGGCCACUCCAGGCCACAGGCAUCCUCAUCUGUAGUACUGGCUCCAAGUACCUCCUUAAGACUGCCUAUCUUUCCCUGGAUGUCUAACAUACUGAAAGCUACAGAGCCCCCAUUGUCUUCAUCUCCUGGAAGAUCAGGGACCUCAAUCCUGGUCCAGGUUUCCUCUGUCACCACAGGAGCCAGUGACUCUUCUAAACCUCCUGCAUCUGUGAUUGUACCCUCAACUACAGACUCUUCCAUUAAAACUUCAAACCUCGCACCCCAGCUGGCUCUACAACCCAGCCACCCUGAGCCAUGGCUUCCUACCAGCCCAAUCCAAAUCCCCAUGCUCUCCCUCCAAUAUUUCUCCAGCCCUCCCUCUACUGCACAUAGCUCUGGCUUCACAGAGUCAUCUGUGGAUGCGGGUCCUACCUUGGCCUCUACCCUCCCUUACCCUGGCCAGGAUAUGUCUUUGCAGGACUUGAGUUUCUCCACUCCAGGACCUUGUCAUACGACUCACUCUGUGACCUUUAGGAUCGGCCACAACCGCUUCACAAAAGCUGCCUGGAACCUGGUACCCUUGGAGCGACGGCUUAUCUGCUACCAGCUCCAGCUCAUCUAUCACGAGGCCUUCUCCAACUUCAAGAAUGUCAGUGCCCUGCUGUUUCGGCCUGGCUCUACAGAGGUGAAAGCCUCCCUCGUUUUUGGUCCUCCGGAUCCCUCAGCCCUAGAAAUCCUCUGGACUUUGUAUUGCAAAGUGAAGUCCUCCAGAUGGUCGCUUGGGUACCUGUCCCUGGCUGACCAUGGCCUUUCCUCUGAUGGUGAGUCUAGAGAAACACCUGUCCCUUGCCUUCUCACCUGCCCACGGAGGAUGGUACAACAUGAAUGACCUUAGCUGCUUCUGCCUAGUUCUCAGCCUUUUAUCCUGCUGGAAAAGCAGAUCCUCCGGCUGGUCACCCAUGAAGUUUCAAGAUUCUACAAGGCUGUCCAGGACCAGCCCCUGCUUCUAUUCAGCAACGUGAAGGAGUGGGUGAGAGUUUACUCGGAAUACAAGUUCAAGAGCCCCGUCCCCAUCCAUCUCCAAGGUCUGGCCAGUCACCUGGCCCAUCAUCUAACAGACCCCACCCUCCAGAAAUCCAGCAUACUGGCCAAUGGGGAGAAAGCAGAUCUGGUGUUUUAUGACGUGUGGCUGUUGAUCCUGGAUCACCCCUUCACCAAGGCCUUGGAGAACAAGACUAGUUCUGAGUCCUAGGAGCUUCACAGACUGGCUAUUACACUCCUUGUCUCCCGACCCCAGCUAACUCCAGUCCUCCAGCCUCUGCAGAACUUUGGUCAAGUGGUGGUGGAGGAAUUCGACCAGGAACCACUGACUGCCAGAGUGCAAAGUGCCUUCUUUGGGGUUGCACCAGCCCAGGCCAUCAUUCAGGACUCCAUGCUCCAAGCCCUGGGCUCCCUACAGGAAACUGAGGGUCUACAGACGGAGAUGUUCCUCCCAGUCCUUGGCGCCCCCAGCUCCAGAGCCUCGAGAGGCCCCAGGGGUGGGGCCAUGCUGAAGCUCCAGCUCAUCACAUCUCUCUUCAUCCUGGUAGCCUUUUGUGCUGCUCCUCCCUUCACCAAGAAGCAAACCCCAUACCUCUCCUAG